CUUUAUUCGAAAGAAGGUUCUACGGGAAAGAGGGUGAAAAAAAUUAUCCAACUAUCCAGUUGGAUGGUUGAAAUAUUCGGAAACAGUGGACAUCAGGUGGUCGUUUAACGAACGAAAGGUAGCCGUUCGAAGGAAAAUACAAGAGAAACGAGCGUCUGCGCGUUACUAGGACUGGCUGUCACGAGAACUCCUGUAGAAGACGAGGCUCGCAGAAUUUCGCCGAGGCAACAGUGCGCGGACCGCCUGCACGCGACGCGGUUGCUUCGACGCGACACCCUCGACGCUCACGUUAUUGCCGCCACGAACCAUUCGAAACACACUCUAUUUUGCUCCAUCUUGACAGCCCUUGAUUCGCAACAAUCUCGAGAAACAAAAAUAAUUCUACGAAGUAUUUGUGUAACAUUUCCUACCGAUCGUCUUCGUAUUUCCUGACGAGUCACUGGACACUUCCACGGCAAAAUCUUCACAGCGCGAAGACAAUGAGCCGUGAAUAAAUAACCAGGAGUGCUACUUCGCUCGGAACAAGCAAACGAUCAGAUUAUGCAAUUGCGAGCACUGGCAGACUCGUGAAAAGGGUGCGAAAGACGUUCCACGCUUAUCUAAACACGCCGGAUUGCGAUCGCGAACAAUCAGAGGCGUUCAGGAGAAACUAAUCGAGAUAUUUUUUUAAUUGAUUUUUCCCGAUUGGCCGAACGAAGUGCAUAUAUUUUGCAGACGUAUAACAUUAGGAAAUACCGUAAAAGGGAUACCGACGCGAGUUGACAUAAAGACAAGUCGACGAAGAAAACGUAAAAAAUUCCUGCGACUGGAAAGUGACACGUUUAUUUAAAAGGAUUCGAGGGCGAGGUUAUUCACAAUGAUCGUGUUCAAAAGGAUCAUCGACAUCGAUUUUGGUCGAACUCGGUAUUGAAGAAAAAUGCGACGUCCGAAACAACGUUACACGAUUUUACGAUGAGAAACCAGCAGGACGCCACGAGUCGUCGAAACAGCGGCGACGACUGAUUAUGACGCGCGUCGGCACGCGCCGCGAUCACUCUCGUCUCCUCCUGCCAUUCUCAUCUUCCGGGACCUUCCACCUUUCCUGCAACCUGAUCCUUCUUCUCAGCCUCGUCUCUGUCCGCAGCGUCCUUCCAUGCAAUGAAAAGACCAGACCCCAGUGUCAUGACCCCGUGACCUUUCCUUACCGUCCAGUCGACGUUAGCGCGGAAAGAAAAUUCUCUCGAAGAAAUUCUGACGACGCUCCGGACUGGAUGCAACGCGGUCUAAGCUCGUCGAAUCGAGUGGAUAACAUCGACAUCGAGGAUAAUAGAACAUCGCGGAAGGAAACGAACUCGUUUAAACGAGAUUGUAGCCACCUGGCGAACAAACAACUCCAAUCGAAUGGCGAAUAUAACAGCGAAUUCUUCGGUGGCGUGACCAAAAUACUCGACAAUUCUUUCGUCGAGUUCCGUAGACGGCACGAGAAGCGAAAAUUACGAAAAGGAAACGGCGCGCAAAUCGAUACGGAUACUCGAACGGACGAUACGAGCGUAUCGAACACCGUGAGUUACCAUGCUAGAAGACACAUUGACCCUAGGAUGAAAAGAAACUUUGAGAGGAAACGUAAAUUGAACUGGAAGACUACGUCGAGUUCCCCCGGAUUAGAGGCACCGCUUUCCGAUUGCGACGGCGAAUGCGACGAGGAGCGUUCACGGUCCGUUCGAAGGAACAGAUCCGAUAGAGUCGCGGAUAAUCCCAGAACGAAAGGAGACAAUGAAACGGAGCCUACAGUUCAUCCGACGGAAGUAGAUAGCAAUCUGUCAGCGGCUCUGAACGAGACCAGCGAGGAGCCUUUCAUUGGCUUCGAAGGAUCGCAAAAGUUCCCCAUAAAAGUCACCCAUAAACCGCCCGUAGCACCUCAAAUUGAAAAGUACGACAGAAGGCACUUCGGUCCGCCCAAGCUGGACGUUCCCGAGGUCACUUUAGCGUCGUAUCCGACAACGAUGUCACCGGAUCUGCCCAAGAGCGCCGGCAGAGACGUUCUCCAUCGUCAUCGUAAAGUGGACGAGAACGCGGAAGAGGAACGGCGGCAGGAAACGAUCGACGCGAACGAUAAGGCUAACGACACCGCUGACGAUUUCUGGUUACCGGGUGCCUCUUCCGGGCGUCGCUCCUCGAACAUAAACGCCGGCAAAUCGGAGGAGAAGCGCGUCUCGACGCCCUAUCCGUUGUUGAUAUCCACCGAACAAGAUUUCGAGAACGCAUCGAGCACCCGGGAAGAGAAGAAAGAGGAAGAGGAAGAUGUCACGGUGUCGAGCGCGAAACCGUUCGAAAAGACGAAUAUAACCAUCUUGGGUCUGUUCGAGAUGACUCGAGGUCAAGAGCCGAGACCGGAAGGACCCAGCGAACUGCAAGCGGCUAGAUUAGCAGUCGAACGAGUGAACGAAAUGAACGCCUUGUCCAAAUUCCAACUGCGUCUUAUUUACAACGAUACUAAGUGCGAUCCGGGAGUGGCGGUUGAUAGAUUCUUCCACGCUCUGUACUCGGCGGAGAAGAACGAUCUGAUACCUCUGUUGCUGGGUACCGCCUGUUCCGAGGUCACGGAAACCUUGGCCAAGAUCGUGCCCUAUUGGAACGUGAUUCAAGUUUCCUUUGGAUCCACCGCACCUGCGCUGUCGGAUUCCACCGAGUUCCCAUUGUUCCUGCGAACCGUGGCACCGGAUUCGAGCCACAACUCUGCCAGGAUAGCGUUGAUCAAGCAUUUCGGAUGGGACACGGUCACGGCCCUUUCGCAGACCGGUGACAUGUAUUCUCUGGCUGUGAACGAUCUGGUCACAGAACUGGAGCAGGCGAAUAUCACGUGCACCGCUACCAUCACGUUCGCGGAAAACGACUACAAGGAACAGCUGCGAAGUUUGAAAGAGUUGGACACGAGAAUCAUCAUCGGGAGUUUCUCACCGCGUCUGGCGCCACGCGUUUUCUGCGAGGCCUGGAAGCUGGGAAUGCACGGGGGCGACUACGCAUGGAUUUUGCCAGGUGACACGAUCGACCUAUCAGGAAUGGCUGGUAACUGGUGGCACUCUGGACCAGAGGAAUGUACACCGUCGCAGCUAUCGCAAACUCUGGAUGGUUUGAUCAUCGUCAAGAGCCACGGAUCCGCCUUAGGAAAUGAGAUCAGUUCCUCCGGGCUGACGAGCAGUAAGUUCACGUCGGAAUUGGCAAAAAGAGGCGUGACACUUUCGAAGUUUGCCGCUCAAACGUACGACGCCGUUUGGGCCAUAGCUCUCGGAUUGGAGAGGACCGAGGCCCUUUUGAACAAGGACAACACCAGCCUCAGCCAGUACACGCACACCAGAAAAGACAUUGCGUUGAGAUUGCUGGAACAGCUGAAGCUUCUACGUUUUAUCGGUGUUUCGGGGCCAGUCUCGUUCGAUGGAGCAGAUCGCGUGGGUAUCACGGCCUUUUACCAGAUGCACGGUCACGUUAUAAGAAGGAUAGCGAUUUUCAGCCCGGAAGACGGCAAACUGAUAAUGAAUUGCCCAGGAUGCGCGAUAACCAGGUGGCCUGGUGGACACCCUCCUGCGGCCCGAAGGGUUUGCCGGUUAAGAGUAGUUACCGUGGCACCAGCUGCUUUUCUCGCGGUUACCUGUCUUGCCAGUGUCGGAGUCACUCUGGCACUCGCCUUCCUGGCUUUCAAUCUGCACUUUCGUAAACACAAGAGCAUAAAGCUUUCAAGCCCUAGACUGAACAAUAUGGCCGCUGUCGGUUGUGGUCUGGUCUAUGGUGCGGUUAUACUUCUGGGUUUGGAUCACGCCACGCUUCCGGAUAGCAACGACUAUUAUCCUACAGUGUGCACCGCGAGGGUGUACCUAUUGUCUGCCGGCUUUUCUCUGGCUUUCGGAUCGAUGUUCACCAAGACCUAUCGCGUGCACCGGAUUUUCACGAGAAGCAGAAGCGGCGUUGUCAAGAAUAAGCUACUUCAGGAUACCCAGCUUAUAAGCUUAAUCUGCGUCCUUCUACUGAUAGACGGCCUCGUGGUGACCCUGUGGGUGACUUUCGACCCUAUGCAACGUCAUCUCCGAAACUUAACCCUGGAGAUUAACCCUCAGGAUAGGGGUGUCGUCUAUCAGCCCCAGGUUGAAGUGUGUCGUUCUCAACACACGAACAGUUGGCUAGGAGCUCUUUACAUUUACAAAGGCCUACUGCUGAUCGUCGGUGUCUACAUGGCCUGGGAAACGAGACACGUGAAGAUCCCGGCGUUGAACGAUUCCCAGUACAUCGGCAUGAGCGUCUAUUUCGUGGUGAUCACGUCGGGUAUCGUAGUGGUUUUGGCUAAUUUAAUAUCGGAUCGGGCGACCCUGGCAUUCGUGACGAUCACGGCCUUAAUUUUGGCUUCUACCACCACGACGUUGGUGUUGCUGUUCCUUCCCCAGCUGGCCAAUAUUCUAGCCGGAGAGAGAGCCGAUCCUGUCGUACAAAGCCUCGGCUUGAAAAUAGAAUGCAAUACGAGGAGAUUCGUCACCGACGAUAGAACCGAGCUUCAGUACCGCGUGGAAGUGCAGAAUCGCGUGUACCGCCGUGAAAUGGCCCAGCUGGAGCUAGAACUUGCCAGAUUGGAAAAACAAUUGGCACAGGAACAGGUGGAAGCAUCGCACGCCUCGUCGAGCGCAUCGAUUCCGCAACGCAAUCCCAGCAUCGGCGGAGGACUACCUUUGUUGUUGCUCAGUGUCCUUCCGCCGGUCAUCCCUAGGGCUAGCUGGCCGUCCGCGGAUUCAUCCGGCAUACGCCGGGGUACCGUAGCGUUUAGCAGCCAACCGGAUCUGGAACCAGACGGCGCCAGAAGAAGUCUCGCAGAUAUUUACAAGCUUCAUCGGCGCAGAGAAACAGAAGGACCGAACCGUUUGGGUGUUUUUCAGCGACUCUUGAGUCUUUUUGGCAGUCGACCUAACAGCAGAAAAACAUCGACCGCCUCGUUUUCGGGAGUAGCGUCAGCGCUGCGGGUUCAUAUGGGUUACAUCGCUGGUUUGGUACCAGGCACAAAAGCUGCGUCUACCUGUCAGAUGAAUGCCCAAGGCACUCGUUCGCCUCAUCCUCGGUGUUGCUCAGGACCAAUAAUUAGUAUUACUAGCGAAGAAGAUCGCAGAUUAAGCCUGGGGCUACGUCGUAAAGAGAGCAGCGAGCCAAGAGUCAAUUUCAGCCUACCGCCCAAAGCAAGUACCAGUCAAACAUCCUCGCGAGAGAAGAUCCGUGGAUCACCACGAUUCCCUCACAGGAUAGUCCCAGCGAACAGCUUGAACGCGAUCGCUGCUGGAUCGUCGAUCGCAACAUCGCAUCGAUGGCACUCGAUGGAAGACGCUAGGAAAACGAAAGUCGCCCAACUGCCUCGAGGUUCCUCGUGCAGUCCCAGUUCCGACGUAUGGAUCACUCGCCACGAGCUUGGGAUCCCUUUGAGCGAACUGGGAAACGCUGCUCGAGACUUGAAACUUCCAGAAUCGUUAGCUUUGCCCGCGACCGCAGAGUCGACCGUGUCCAACAUCGUGGCCGUCGAGGACGAAUCGAAAAGGAUGACGGAGAACGACGGUUCCGUCGAGGCAGAGACGAAGAUCACCGAAUCACCUUCCUCCUCGCCAUCCUCGCCGACCAAGAUGUCGAACAACAAACCGUCGUCGUCUAAAAACGAGCUUCAUGCAGACGCGAGUGAGAAUACUCGAGCAUCGGAGUGUUCUCGAUCGUCGAGUUCCGCGACAAAUUCGAACACUUUGGAAGAGAACGUUUCGCGUCAAAACGAAGAAUCAACUGCCGCGUAAAGUAAAUCCGUGGGAGAGACACUGCUUCCUGCAAUAUCCUUUCCUCCUUCGUUAGUCUAUAGUAUCGAACGAGGAACGUCGUAUGAUUUGUGCCAAAAGGUACAGACGAAGAACACGAUCCAUGAACGCGUUUCUCUCUUCCUUUAAUCCUUAUGAUCCCAAAGAUCGAUUUAGGCCGGUUAAAAUCAUUCGAGUACAUUAUAUUUGAUCGCUGAACAUUUCAGAUAUUUUCAAGAAUAUAUUGCAACAUUUUCAGUUUGAACGUUACGUUUUAAGUUUAACUUGGGAUCAAAAGAAUUAAGCGUAACACGUAGAAAGAUUGCACGCGAGAAUCAUCUGUGGCCACGUUUGUGCCGCGAAAAAAUCAACUCGUACGAGGGAUGAAAAUUUAUUGCCAUUUAAACUUUGAUCGUGUGUGUUCCCUAGCAAUCGUGCCAAAGACAAACAUAUACAGGACCGGUAAAAGUAUACAGUUGAUCGACUUUAUGGAUUACGGAGGGACCAACGUAUUAAUGAUCAUUCCCGUUUUGUUAUUUGAAAUCCGUUUCGAUGAAAAAAUUCAUCGUAAAUUCAUUGAGCUUUUCGUUUCUUCGAUAUCGUUUCGUACAAUUGACAAGCUCAAAUCCCGUAAGGUCGUGAAAGACAAGUCGAGGAAACUCUUACAGGUCCAAACAAACGUUAAAGUGUUCAGCGUUCUAGAUCCCUUCCUUCAGUACCUGUACUCGGUGUAAUCUGUUUCGGUCAUAGUCCAUAGUUUUCGUAAACCCACGAGGAAACAUCGAGUUGUCUGACCCUGAAGAAGCUAAUGCAAUAUUAAUACAUCACACGAUAUAUGUAUAUGAUCGUACUUUUAAAAAAAAGUAUGAGAGUAAAUAUAAGUUACACUCGAGAGCUACGAACUGUGCUCGAAACAGUGAUCCAGGUCGUGAUAUUUGUUCGCGGUCUAAAACGAAAAUAAAAAUUGUCGAUUUCUGCUGUGAAUCUUAAAUCGCGAUGCACUGAUAUUUUCAUGCUGAUACGAGUUAUUGUUCGUGUAUAAAUCUGUAGAUAAAACUGGAAGAAGCGCAAACGUAUUCUCUCGUUUCGUACUUCGAUAAACGUCUCGAUGUGUCAAUCAUUGAAUUUACUGACUUACUACCACUAAGCAAUAAUGUUUUGUCGGUACAAUUAACAAAUGGUAUAAUAAAGAUACGUAUAUAUUCUACCUAUUUACUGGAACACACGUUUCUUUUUUCAUUCCGUUCAUCACCCGAGAAGCUGGAGCAAGUGAAAUUCCGUUACAAAUAAAUUAGAAGAUUUUAUUGUUAUCUAUCUGUAAGUAUAACACGAUGCAUAUGAAUUGGUGGAGUACAAAAAGUUAUACAUCUUUUUUUUUUUUAACAGAGCAGUUAUUUACAUUGCGUUAAUGAAAUUUCCAA
Molecule: messenger RNA, 7204 nt
Organism: Megachile rotundata (alfalfa leafcutting bee)
Lineage: Eukaryota; Metazoa; Arthropoda; Insecta; Hymenoptera; Megachilidae
Gene: GABA-B-R3
Product: gamma-aminobutyric acid type B receptor subunit 3
Biological process (GO): gamma-aminobutyric acid signaling pathway; G protein-coupled receptor signaling pathway
Cellular component (GO): G protein-coupled receptor heterodimeric complex; membrane
Molecular function (GO): G protein-coupled GABA receptor activity
Source: RefSeq, a predicted model, not a curated record